Messenger RNA from Ilyonectria robusta, 2568 nucleotides. Its product is annotated as glycoside hydrolase superfamily. The coding region runs from base 1 to 2568 and encodes 855 amino acids. NCBI's taxonomy places the organism in Eukaryota, Fungi, Ascomycota, Sordariomycetes, Hypocreales, Nectriaceae. The record is from RefSeq and is a predicted model, not a curated record. Gene Ontology annotation, molecular function: beta-glucosidase activity. The transcript has 5 exons. Gene Ontology annotation, biological process: glucan catabolic process.
AUGUCAAACACGAUGGAACAACCCACUGACGCGGAGCUCCGAGCUCUACUCGCUCAGCUGGAGCUCCCUGAGAAGUUGGCAAUGCUGGCUGGCCGCAGCGCCUGGGAGACGCACGCCAUAGACCGUCUAGCCAUCCCUUCUUUGAGAGUCAGCGAUGGCCCGAACGGAGCACGUGGCAGCGACUUCUUUAACGGAAAAACUGCCGCUUGCUUUCCGGCCUGUGUAUCUAUUGCCGCCACCUUCAACCAGGCGUUAACUCGCCGGGUUGGCAAAGCUUUGGGCCAGGAAACUCAGACCAAGGGUUCUUAUGUUCUCCUUGGUCCCACUGUAUGCCCUCACCGUUCGCCCCUCGGUGGGCGCAACUUUGAGUCUUUCUCCGAGGACCCGCUCUUGACUGGCUUGAUGGCGUCUGAAUACGUCAAAGGUCUUCAGAGUGAACGAGUGGGCGCGACGGUGAAACAUUUCGCUGUGAAUGAGCAAGAUACAAAGCGCUUUACAGUCAAUGAGACAGUCUCUGAGAGGGCACUUCGCGAGAUUUACCUUCGUCCAUUCGAAAUCACAGUCAAGAAUUCCGACCCUUGGUGUAUCAUGACAUCAUACCCCAAGGUCAACGGCGCCUACAUUGACGCGCAGCCCACGUUUAUUCAGAAUAUUCUCCGUGGCGAAUGGGGUUUUAAGGGCCUGGUAAUGAGCGACUGGGGUGCUGUCUCGAAUUCUUUUGACAGCAUCAAGUACGGCCUCGAUCUCGAAAUGCCCGGUCCCACGUAUCGCCGAGGCAUUGAGACUCUCGCAAAGGGAAUUCAAGACGGCCUACUUGACAUUAAAUCGGUUGAUGAUAGAGUCGUUGCGGUCCUCAAGCUACUGCAGAGAACUGGCAAGUUCGCCGACCGUCGAGAGGCCGUGACAGAAGAAGCUGUCAACACGCCCGAGCACCGAGCGCUUAUCAGAGAGGCGGGAGGAGAAGGUAUCGUCCUCCUCAAGAAUGCGGAGAACAUUCUUCCCAUCAACCCUAAAAAGGCCCGCAAAAUUGCCCUACUUGGUCCCCUAGCCAAGACUGCGGCGGCUCACGGUGGUGGAAGUGCUUCCCUCAGCUGCCAUUAUAAGAUUAGCCCCUAUGAUGCUUUCAAGGAGAGACUUGGCUCCGAUGUCGAAAUCACUUCCGCAAAGGGCGCCCACAUCUUCCGAGCAUAUCCUGACAUCGAGAAUGGCCUUGUCUGCGAUGAUGGCGCUGGCUUCACUGCAACCUUUUUCAACUCUGCAGACUUCUCCGGCACUCCUUUUUACACCAAGCUCUUCCCUGUUGGCAAUCUAAUCAGCAUCAUGGAUGAACAGGCUGUCGGAGCAAAGGCAAUUCGUUUCAGCACGACGUAUCAUCCUCCUCGGUCCGGAAACCAUUAUCUCAGCUUCUCUGGCAUUGGGCCGUCGAAGUUGUACAUUGACAAGGUUCUCGUCCACGACCAACUUAACCAAACGAAGGACUCGAUGGAUUACUUCCUUGGUGUGCAAGAAGAAGCCCGCUUCCAAUUUGCGUUUGACUCGACCAAGAAGUAUGACAUCGUCAUCGAGACCAUCCAACCACCGGUCGGAAACUGUGACCUCUAUUUGAUGGCAAACACAAUAGGAGCUCAUCUAGGAUUUAUUGACCAAGCUGAGAUGGAGACUGAUCUCCUAGCGGAAGCGGUCGAACUUGCAAAGGACGCAGACCUUGCCAUCUGCUUCGUCGGCAACUCAACACAAUGGGAGACAGAAGGACAGGACAUGGCCGCCAUGGUGCUUCCCUCAAACGGUUCGCAAGACGCACUUAUUGCUGGCGUAGCAGCUGUCAAUGCCAACACAAUCGUGGUCAACACUACCGGUGUCGCAGUUGAGAUGCCCUGGCUUGACAAAGUCCCGGCAGUCCUCCAGGCUUGGUACGCCGGCCAGGAGACCGGAAACGCUGUCCUGGACGUGUUGCUGGGAGAAGUAAACCCGAGCGGCAAGCUCCCCAUUUCAUGGCCCCGGAAGUACGAGCACACUGCGUGCUAUGGCAAUUUUGGGCUUGACAGCUAUGACAGCUUGCAGGUAGAGUACGUCGAGGGUGUCAAUGUCGGCUACCGCCACUUUGACCAGCAGUAUGGCACUGAGAAGGAAGUCCUCUUCCCCUUCGGGUACGGCCUGAGCUACACGUCGUUCGAGCUUAGCGAUGCAACCAUCUCGGGCAACCUCAGCGGAGCAUCAGAUGUCGUCACUGUUUCUGUAUCGGUGACAAACACUGGCUCCAGGGCCGGUGCAGAAACAGUGCAAGUCUAUGUCGCGCCGCCAAAAACAGACUCUGCAAGUGGCAGACCGCCCAAGGCCCUCGUGGCAUUUUCCAAGGUCCUCCUACAGCCAGGAGAGUCGAAGACGGUCUCAGCCACGUUUGGUCGAGAUUGUGUAGCGUAUUGGGAUGACCAAAGCAAAGAUACUGGAAACCAAUGGUGGGUCGACGCAGGUCCGCACGAAGUCCUGAUCGCAACAAGUUCUAGACCAGCAGACGUUAAGGCAAGUUUGGUGCUUGAAAUCGCUGAAGGUUUUCAUUUUGCACCUUAA